CAUGCAUAAUGGGCAAAUCGUCAUGAAAAUGCUAUUCUUGGCUCCUGCCAGAUGCUUAUGACCCCAAGAAUGCAGGUGUCGUCCUGGUGAUGAUGGCAUGUAGUCCUUAUCGGGCCGGUUUAUCAGUCACUCACGGUACAUGUUUUCCGUCAAUCAGCCCAACAAAAGUUGGCCGAAAGCAAAAUAAUCCCGCAUACUAUGCUGUCUACCAAUCGGCCCUGGGUAAUGAUCGGACUAUAUGCCGCGGAGUGAGGCCAGGAGCAGAGGGUACAAGGUUAUCGGAGGGAUGACGAGCAUAUUAAGAUCGCCGGUCGAAAAUGCUCUUGAUUGAACCAUUCAGGAGUUGAUUGCUUGGUCAAGUUCUCCAAAUCCUGCCGAAGCCAGUGAUUCGAGAUA
Molecule: messenger RNA, 396 nt
Organism: Aspergillus welwitschiae
Lineage: Eukaryota; Fungi; Ascomycota; Eurotiomycetes; Eurotiales; Aspergillaceae
Exons: 1
Coding region: 90-290 (66 amino acids)
Source: RefSeq, a predicted model, not a curated record